This is a messenger RNA of Lathyrus oleraceus (garden pea), 1693 nucleotides long. Its product is annotated as E3 ubiquitin-protein ligase At1g12760. Gene Ontology annotation, molecular function: ubiquitin protein ligase activity. Bases 128 to 1291 code for a protein of 387 amino acids. Gene Ontology annotation, cellular component: plant-type vacuole. The record is from RefSeq and is a predicted model, not a curated record. Lineage: Eukaryota; Viridiplantae; Streptophyta; Magnoliopsida; Fabales; Fabaceae. Gene Ontology annotation, biological process: ubiquitin-dependent protein catabolic process; protein ubiquitination. The transcript has 5 exons.
UUAUUAAUUAAUUCACCUCUUCUUCAUUUCUUCAACCAUUUUUUUCAUUCAUGUUCUAACCCGACUCAUCACCGACUCACUGAGUCACCUCACCUCAUCGAAUCGUCAUUCCAAAAUUCAAUUCACCAUGUCGACGACAAGGUCUCCGAGCCGUUCUUCCGAAGACAUCGUCGAUUCGACGCCGUUUCUUCCCAAUUCCGCCGCCUCCUCCGACGAAAACAACUCCGGUCAUCGAAUUGUUCGUCGACAGAGGCUUCUCCAAGCCGCGCGGUUCCUCCGGCAAGCAAGCGGGAGGAGAAUGAUGCGCGAACCCUCGGUUGUUGUCCGCGAAGCUGCGGCGGAGCAAUUGGAGGAACGGCAAAGCGAUUGGGCUUAUUCCAAACCCGUUGUGAUUCUCGAUAUCGUUUGGAACUUUGCAUUCGUCGUUGUUGCUACAACCGUUUUGUUUCUAAGCAGUAAUGAAUCGCCGGAAAUGCCUCUUAGGUUGUGGAUUGUUGGUUACGUUCUGCAAUGCGUUCUUCACAUGGUUUGUGUUUGUUUUGAGUAUAAGAGACGGAGAAGGUUCCAACGUUCAUCUUCUUCCAUAGCAGUAGCAGGUUCUGACAGGGUUGGUACUAGCAGUGGGAAUUUGAGUUCAGGUUCUCGUUCUGUUUCUGGUUCAAGUUAUGUUUCAUUGGCGCAAUUUGAUGAAGAGGGUCCAAGUGUUGCAAAGCAUUUGGAAUCAGCCAAUACUAUGUUUUCAUUUAUUUGGUGGAUUAUUGGAUUCUACUGGGUAUCAGCCGGUGGUCAAACUUUAUCCCAAGAUUCUCCUCAGCUUUACUGGUUAUGUAUAAUCUUUCUUGGUUUUGAUGUUUUCUUUGUCGUUUUCUGUGUUGCACUGGCCUGUAUAAUUGGCAUCGCUGUUUGCUGCUGUCUUCCAUGUAUCAUCGCACUUCUUUAUGCUGUUGCAGAUCAGGAAGGGGCAUCAAAGGAAGACAUUGAGCAGUUGUCAAAAUUCAAAUUCCGAAAAGUUGAAAAUAAUGAGAAACAAACUGGUAAUAUCGAAGGACCUGCUGGAGGAAUAAUGACUGAAUGCCGGGCUGAUUCACCUAUUGAACAUGUUCUUGCUGAAGAGGAUGCGGAAUGUUGCAUCUGCCUUUCUUCUUAUGACGAUGGAGUUGAACUACGAGAACUUCCUUGUGGUCACCAUUUUCACUGUGCCUGUGUGGAUAAAUGGCUGUAUAUAAACGCUACAUGCCCCCUCUGCAAGUAUAACAUUUUGAAAAGUAGUAGCCUUCAAGAGGAAGUGUAGAUGAUCUCAGAGAAGUUUCUAGAUGCCAUUUUGAGAAAUCUGCAUACUUUUCCGAUCAUGCAUAGUAGGCUCAACUUGUCAAUACACUUCGAUACAGGGCUAUAUAUUGUCAUUGUUGCUGCUGCUUUGUGCUGUAAUCAUGUAGUGAUAGUUGCUUUGUUUAUGGGUAGUUAUUGUGGCUUCUAACUGGUUGUGUAUAUCAGCGCUGUUCAGUGCGUUCCAGCUAUAAUUAUCGGAAGAGGAAGAGCCACAAUUCGGUUGUCAAUUUCAUAUUUUAUUUGAGAUUUUUACUGUGUGCAUGGAAUCUAUAAAUGUCUGGUCUGUAAGUAUCUGUAUAAUGGCCUAUCAUGUCACAGGUAUGUGUUUAAAAUGUUCAGUACAACAUCCUCAAGUUUAUAAUGA